Molecule: messenger RNA, 1620 nt
Organism: Cornus florida
Lineage: Eukaryota; Viridiplantae; Streptophyta; Magnoliopsida; Cornales; Cornaceae
Product: polynucleotide 5'-hydroxyl-kinase NOL9-like
Exons: 9
Coding region: 201-1319 (372 amino acids)
Biological process (GO): cleavage in ITS2 between 5.8S rRNA and LSU-rRNA of tricistronic rRNA transcript (SSU-rRNA, 5.8S rRNA, LSU-rRNA)
Cellular component (GO): nucleus
Molecular function (GO): polynucleotide 5'-hydroxyl-kinase activity
Source: RefSeq, a predicted model, not a curated record
AAAAGGAAUUGUGUUCUAGGGCUUCUGUCGCUUCUCGGAUGCUCGAAGUCGAAGGAUAAGAUUUGGGUUUUGUGUUUGGGAGAUUAGCUUCAGUUUCAUCAGGAGCAGCGCCGAAAAGAUUACAAGUAAUUCCAAUUUAUGGGACUGGGUUCCUAUUUCGCUUUUUCCAAAGGUUUUACACACAACACACAGAAGCAGCCAUGGAUGAAGAAAGGCCAAUAUUCAUCCCAGAUGAAUGGUCCGACGCCGCAGAGACAAUAGCAAUCGGUGAUUCGAUCACUUCGCCGCCUCCAGUUACUCUAAUCUGCGGCCCCAAGAAUAGCGGCAAGACCACCUUCUCUCGCCAUCUCGUCAACAUUCUCCUUCAAAGAUACAAAAAAGUAGCUUAUUUGGAAACAGAUGUUGGGCAGACAUUAUUUACUCCUCCUGGUUGUCUAUCACUGACUACAAUUGACAAGAUAACUACAGAUUUAAAAAUUGCAUGCCUGAAAACGCCCGAGAGAUGCUUCUUCUUUGGUGACAUUUCCUCGAAAAGGGAUCCAACAACUUACUUGAAAUCUAUAUUUUCCCUAUAUGAUUACUAUUGGAAUAAGUACUGCAUGUUUAACAAGAGGGAAAACCCUGGUAAUACUGGAUUGCCCCUUGUCAUUAAUACUCCUGGCUGGGUGAAAGGUAUUGGCUAUGAUAUACUGGUGGAUAUGUUAAAAUAUAUUGCUCCUACCCAUGUAGUUAAGAUAUGCAUAUCUGCUGAGAGUAAGAAUUUGCCUACUGGGCCAUUCUGGUUAGACGAGGGAGAUGACACCGCAGUGAAUCUAAUUGAGGUUAACUCAGCUCGCCAGGACUCUUUGAAAAGAUCGAUUCUAAAAUCAAAUAAUGCACGCGAUUUGCGUGAUCAGCGUAUAUUGGAUUAUUUCAAGCAGUGCUUUCCGACUGACUUGAAUGUUAUCUUUAUCAAGGAUCUUGCUAAUGCAUUGGCCUCUCAUCCUCCUUAUGAAAUUUCAAUAUCUAGUGUCAAGAUUAAACAUCUCCAUUGUCAGGUCCCAACUGCUGAAACUUUCUACAGUUUAAAUGCAACCAUUGUCGGCUUGGCGGUUAGUUCUGCAGAUUAUGAACAUUUGCCUUCAUGUGUUGGUCUGGGGAUUGUGAGAGGCAUUGACACUUCGAAACAGUUACUCUACAUCAUUACUCCUGUUCCACAGAACAUUCUGGAGAAGGUUGAUCUUUUAUUACAGGGGUUUAUCCAAAUUCCUACUUGUUUGUUGCAGGUGCAGGGAUGCAAUUCGCCUUACAUGUCUGCAAAUGUUUUGCUUACAAGCUAGCUGGUCCCAGUUUCUGACAAUCGAGAUUUUCUUUAAUCGGUCUCCAUAACAGUUAGUUAACUAACGACAUCCCAAGGUUAUUUGACUGGGCAGUUUUGUUAUUAGACAUAUUUAUAAAAUUUAACAAAAAAACAUUGUAUCAAAAAUAUCUUUUGUUUAUGUAACACACACCAGCACUCGCAGUACUGUCAAUUAGAUAUACUAGCAAUUUUUGAGCUUGUGUGAAUAUUUUACGGGAUGAUAGUGUAAACUGGAAAAUGGUUAAUUCAAUUGGUGGUUUGACUAUAAUUCCUUUUCAUUA